This is a messenger RNA of Drosophila arizonae, 1582 nucleotides long. It is a transcript of the gene Cyp313a4, whose product is annotated as Cytochrome P450 313a4. Lineage: Eukaryota; Metazoa; Arthropoda; Insecta; Diptera; Drosophilidae. Gene Ontology annotation, molecular function: monooxygenase activity; oxidoreductase activity, acting on paired donors, with incorporation or reduction of molecular oxygen; iron ion binding. The record is from RefSeq and is a predicted model, not a curated record.
AUUUUUUGAUUAUUUAUAUCGACGUUCAAUUGGUCGGUCGAUCGGCGGCUAAUCAAGGCUCUCUAAGUGGAUCGGAAUACCUGAAUAUGUUGACGUGGCAAUUGUGGGGUGCAUUGUUGCUCGUGUUGUGGCUCUACUUCUUGUGGACGCGUCGCAGAUUCUAUCUGCUCACACUUAAGAUACCAGGCCCACUGGGCUACCCCAUCGUUGGCAUGGCUCAUAAGCUGAUUCGCAGAGAAAAUGUGCUGAAUGCAAUUGGCUUCUAUUUGGAUAAGCACGGACCAACAAUUUUUUCAUGGCUGGGUCCUUUACCAUUUCUGAUUGUGGCCGAUCCCCAAAUUAUACAGGAUAUAUUUACAUCGCCGCACUGCGUCAACAAAGGCAUCAUCUAUAAGGCGGUCGACGAUGGAGCUGGCUUGGGACUUUUUAGUUUGACAGAUCCUCGUUGGAGUGUGCAUCGCAAGCUGUUGAAUCCCACAUUUGGACACAAGGUGCUGCUCAGUUUUCUGCCCAUUUUCAACAACGAGACUGGAGCUCUCCUUAAGCAGCUGGACACAUUAGUUGAUGAUGGCGAAAAGGAUCUGAUACCUCUGCUGCAAGCCUUUACGAUCGGCAUUGCUACGCAAACAACAAUGGGCAGCGACGUGAAAGCCAUUUCGGAUAUUAAUAACAAUCAGCUGCUGGAGGAUUAUCAAUGUGUUUUGGAAACCAUGACAGACAUGUGCUUUUCGCCAUGGCUUAGCUCUCGAACAAUACGCCAGCUAUUUGGCAAGGAAAAGCGUUACGCGAUCUCCAAGUCAAGGAUAAGGGGAUUUAUUAGAAAGCUGAUUGAAAGAAAACUGGCAAGGGAUGCAGAGGUCGGCGAUACGGUUAAUCAGUUGCCUUCAGAUAAAAAUAUAUUUCUAAAUCUAGCUACGGAUCUCUUGAAACGCGGAGUAUUUACCUGGAAAAAUGUGGAGGAUGAAUCGAGUGUAAUUGUUUUUGGUGCCUUUGAAACAACAGCUAACACUGUUGCCUACACAUUAAUGUUGCUCGCAAUGUUUCCCAUGUACCAGGAGAAGGCAUUUGAGGAGAUUCUCACUUUGUUUCCCGACUCUGGGGACUUUGAAGUGACCUAUGAAGAUAUACAGCAAAUGGUCUAUCUGGACCUUAUUAUAAAUGAGUCAAUGAGAGUGAUGCCGCCUGUGCCGAUCGUAUCCCGGCAAACGUCGGAGGAUUUGUUGCUCUCGAGCGGAGUUAUUGUUCCGAAGGGCGUUCAAAUUGCAAUUAAUAUUUUCUACUUGCAUCGCAGCAAGCAAAUUUGGGGCGAAGAUGCGGAAACAUUCAAUCCGGACCACUUUUUGCCCCAUAAUUUGCAAAAUAAACAUCCAUACGCGUACAUACCUUUCACAAAAGGCAUACGGAACUGCAUAGGUUGGAGAUAUGCGUUAAUUUCAGCAAAAAUUACCCUGGCUAAAUUAUUAAGAAACUUCAAAUUCUCAACUAGCUUUAAUUUCGAAGAUCUUUAUUUCGUUGAGGAUAUAACGAUAAAACUUAAAACAGUGCCACAACUGAAAUUAGAGCGGAGGACUUUAUAGCUUAA